Molecule: messenger RNA, 681 nt
Organism: Plasmodium relictum
Lineage: Eukaryota; Apicomplexa; Aconoidasida; Haemosporida; Plasmodiidae
Product: replication termination factor, putative
Exons: 3
Coding region: 1-681 (226 amino acids)
Biological process (GO): mitotic DNA replication termination; site-specific DNA replication termination at RTS1 barrier
Cellular component (GO): nucleus
Source: RefSeq, a predicted model, not a curated record
AUGGGGGGAGAUGGAGGAAGUUUACCUCAACGAGUUGAUUUAGUUAAAAUGAAAAACAAAAAAUUGAAAGAAAAUAUUGGAAGUCUAGGAUAUGAAAAAAAUACACUUGUUACUAUAACCCAAAAUAAAUAUAACAAAAAAGAAUUAAAGGAGUAUUAUUUUAAUCAUUGUGCAAUAUCACAAGAGCCAAUUUUUUGUUGUCGUCUUGGGUAUCUAUAUAACAAAGAGAAUAUUUUAAAGUUAAUUUUGUUUAGGAAGCAAAAUAAAAAAAAGAGAAAAAGAGAUAUAUAUGAGAAAUUUUCUCAUAUAGAUUCACUUAAAGAUCUGGUUGUUUGUAAAAAUAAAUUAAAUGAAGAAAGUAAAUUAAUAUGUUUAAUUUCAAAUGAAAUCAUUAAUUCAACAUCGGGAGGGAUCUGCAUAUUUUCAUGUGGUUGCGUAUUUUCAAAAAAAGUUUUUAAUCACAUAAAUAAUACAGAUGAAAACUUAUGCAUAAUAUGUAACAAAAAAUAUAAAUUAAGUGAUAUUAUUGAAAUAGGAAUAGAUGAUGAAUCAAUAUUAGAAGAAAAAAAAAAAAUUAUUAGAAAAAAAAAAUUAAAUAAAAAUAAGGAAUUAUCAAGAAAAAAUAAAGAAAUAUCCAAUAAUAAAGAAGAAAAAAAAAAGAUAAAACAAAUAAAAGAAUAA